Messenger RNA from Suillus bovinus, 1910 nucleotides. RefSeq lists its product as uncharacterized. The transcript is spliced from 3 exons. The record is from RefSeq and is a predicted model, not a curated record. The coding region runs from base 220 to 1854 and encodes 544 amino acids. Lineage: Eukaryota; Fungi; Basidiomycota; Agaricomycetes; Boletales; Suillaceae.
UUUCACACGUAAUUGGUGUACAUGAUGGAUCUAAUGGACAAAAGAGUAUUUUCAUGGAAACACCUCAUCACAUAUUGUGGCAUACAGCACAUCUAGGCUUGUCCAUCGGCGAGAAACAGGCGGUCAUUCGAGCUUACGAAACCUUGCAUGCACAUGGUAUCCUGCACAAUAACGUCGGCUCCCAUAACAUAUGCAUAGGUCAGAGACUAGCUCAGGCUCAUGCGAAACAUUCAGAAAUUCAUCAACAUGGUUCUAGAUCAAGAUAGGAACGUCACGCUGCUAAACUUUGAAAAGGCCUGCUGUUUGAAAGACAAGGGAAUAGACGAAGUCCCCGGGUGUGAUCAGGAGGCGUUAGCGCGAGAAAUGCAACAAGUCAAAUACUUGAUUUCCUACACGGAUCCGAGGGUUAUUGAAGGCGGCAUCAUCACACUAACCUCUACCGGUGAACAGCAGACUCAGGCGCUCGACUCCGACGAUUCUGUUCGCUGUCUUAAACAUGUUGAAAACACCCAUACCAUCCCGAUCGAGAUGCGCAAUCGGCCAAUUCCAAAUGACGGACGUAGAAAACCCAAGAAAAGGGUGAAAGCUGGAGCAAUCAGUCAGUGGGAAUCAGGGGGGCCUGUGCAACAUGACCUUCCUACAGCUAUGCAUGAUUUCGUUCCCGCAUAUCAGCUCCCAUUACCGAAUCCUAGUGCUGCAACGCCUUCUAUUUGUCAUGAAGAGAACACUUCUCGUACUCAGGACUGGGAUACCAAUGUGCACCUUCCGCCGUCCCAAUCUGAUGUUGAAGGCCUUCAAACUGUAUCAAGAGGCCUGUGUGAUGUCCCUGUUCACACAUCGUCAGUCUCUCCCUUUACCCCUACCCUGUUAUUGCUCCCAAGUACACCCAUUUCGGACCCCUUGGAGCGAAUUCCACGAAUACACCCCUGCCCACCAUUGUUUACCCAUCUUGAAAAUUCCACCUCUGUUCCAUAUCCCGAGCCGCCUUCACCCAAGGUGUUCUGCGACCUCACACACGAGCAACUUCGCCUCGCAAUAAAGCAACACAAUGCGGAUGUAGAUGCCAGAUUGUCAUCGCACGCUGCGAUCAACACAAACAAAAAUAACGUUGUAUUUCACCCCGACACAGAUGACAAUGGCACAUACGCUACAGGAAGCGAUCCUUUUCGCAAGCGGAAGCAGAGACGGCAACCUACCCCUUUUUUCAUGGAAGACUCUUGUUCCAUGGAGGAAGAGACUACCCUUGAUCCGGAAAAUACUAGCUCCAUUGAUGACGAGGAAGAUGAAAAGCCUGAGCCCGAGGUCGAAGUUGAUUUCGAAGAACUCCUCGAGGAAGCUCAUUUCGCCAAACUCAGAGCGCGCCGACGCAUGUCACGUUCUGCUGUGAUACCUGACAUGGUUCUCGCUAAAGCUGUGUGGCCUGGUCCAGAGGCAAAACCUCUCACUGUUUCCCAACAAAGUACUAGUACUCCAUCGUUGCCAGCAUUGUCCUCGAUCAGCGAGGAAGAGAGUCCUGGUGAUACUUCAGGAGUUCCCCCUUACACUGUGGUUUUUGUCGGAGCUAACGGUAGUCCAGACGAGGUUUGGAGACUCCCCGUACCUGCAUUCAUGUUGAUCAAGUCGUCGGUGACGAGGCAGCCGCAGGCUCAGAAACUCCGAGUAGAGCAGGUCCCUCGUCUGCGAGGACUUUCUCUACCGAAUUCUUCCUCUCCGCGGACGCUAAAUCAGGGCACGCAGAGUCGAUCCUCCAAGAAACGGGAUAUCGACUGCGUAGAAGGGAUUGAAUAUUUAGAACAGACGUCGAAGCGCGCACGCCAGGACCAGUCAACGCUUAGCUCAUGCAUGAUAUGUUAGAUUAUACCCAAGCCAGACCACUGGAUUCUUAGUACCUAGUAGGUAUUCUUUCGAUC